Messenger RNA from Myzus persicae (green peach aphid), 1260 nucleotides. Its product is annotated as odorant receptor 67c-like. The record is from RefSeq and is a predicted model, not a curated record. Gene Ontology annotation, cellular component: plasma membrane. Gene Ontology annotation, molecular function: odorant binding; olfactory receptor activity. NCBI's taxonomy places the organism in Eukaryota, Metazoa, Arthropoda, Insecta, Hemiptera, Aphididae. Gene Ontology annotation, biological process: detection of chemical stimulus involved in sensory perception of smell; sensory perception of smell. The transcript has 7 exons.
AUGCAAAAUAAUAAUCCUGAUUAUCUCUCGUUCUCGUACAAUAUUCUCCGGUCGAUCGGAGUGUUUUCAGCGAGCGACUCGACGAAAUGGACGCGAUGGGCUUUCAACUUUUACCGAGUGAUCAUUUUUAUCGUCAUCACCUUAGUCACUACUCUGAUGAUGGUCCAGAUGUUCGUUGCCACCGACCUAACACUGUUGGCAAGGACCAUAGACAUUUGGACCAUGUUCUCCACGGGCUUGUACAAAUGGUUUUACAUGACGAUGUUCAGGGGUGAAUUUUCACAGCUCAAAACUGCACUGACGCAAAUACAAGCUCAAGGAUCGGUGGCGUACGGCAGCUCGGCCGACGCAUUUACCGCCGACUACUUAAAGCAAACGCGAAAGAUCAGCUUUUGGUAUAUGUUCAGCGGUAUGGUCGCGUCAUUUUUCAUAAUCGUCAGCCCCUUGUUGACAUAUUCAAAGGGUGAUCAGUCUGAUUUUCAAUACUACAACGAUCCAAAAAGCUACCCGUUGAGUUGUUGGAUACCAUUCACUUUGAACGAAAAUUGGAUGUUUUUAGCGGUUUUUGUCUGCUAUUCUGUUGCACUGGUGUUAAUCGUAAUAGUAUACUUGGGUAUUGAUACAUAUUUGUUUGUCGCUAUUUAUGCCAUCGGCGGUCAAAUUGAAUUACUAAACACGUCGCUAAAUAAUAACGAAAACACUUUAGAACAAUUUGAAAAUUCUUCGUGUACGAACCGCCUUUCAAUUUAUACUGAAAAACAACAAAUACUGUUCUACUCGACACUCCGAGAAUGUGUAAAACAUCACAUCCUGAUCCUUAAUUAUAUAACAAAUAUACGUAAACUAUUUAGCACACUUAUACUUAUGGAUUAUUUACACGGAAUAACCUCAGUGACAUUUGCAUUGUUUCAGUUAACGAUCAGUGCCAGCGUAAUCGAAACAAUCAGUGUAGUAUGUUUCAUUUGUCUUAGUAUUUGGCAUCAAUAUCUUAACAAUUUUUUUGGCGAAUUCAUCAUACAAAAACAAUUAAGUGUUUGUACCGUAGUGUAUGACGUUCCUUGGUGGAGAUGCGGCGAAAGGGUACGACAAUUACUGACGUUAAUGAUUUUGAGAUCCAUUAAACCAACUUUUAUCACAGGAUUUUAUAUGUACAAGUUGAGUUACGAGUCGUUCAUUUCGUUUAUAAAAGCAUUAUACACUUACUAUAUGGUAUUGAGACGAGUCAACGUCGAAGACUAAAAUUCAUGUGGUCAGAUUUGA